AUGACCAGGUGGCACAAUCAUUUAAACCCUAGCAUCAAGAAAACGGCUUGGACAGAGGAAGAGGAUCAACUUAUUUAUCAGCUUCAUCGUCGGCUCGGCAACCGCUGGGCUGAAAUUGCUAAGUACCUCCCAGGGAGGUAAAAAUUGAAAGCUUUUAAUACAUAUUAUAUAAAUUUUAACAUUUAAUAACACGAGACGAUGAUGCAGAUAACAAGUAAUUUUAAAGUACAUUUGUGAUCAAAAUAUAAUUCAUUAGGUUUUCAAAGUUCACUAAAGAAAUUAAGUUUGUUUAAAAAGCAACACUCCUGCUCAUUUUCUUUUUAAAACCCAUAAGUAAAAUUAGUAGAAGAGCUAUUUCCUGAACUUACCAUAACAAAUUUGGGGGAAAUUGUUGUUUUGGAUUGCAGAACAGAUAAUGCAAUAAAGAAUCACUGGAACUCAACAAUGAAACGAAAA
Molecule: messenger RNA, 456 nt
Organism: Lymnaea stagnalis (great pond snail)
Lineage: Eukaryota; Metazoa; Mollusca; Gastropoda; Lymnaeidae
Source: the annotation of a GenBank genome assembly